Molecule: messenger RNA, 749 nt
Organism: Porites lobata
Lineage: Eukaryota; Metazoa; Cnidaria; Anthozoa; Scleractinia; Poritidae
Source: the annotation of a GenBank genome assembly
CAGAAAUCUCCUCCAUCCUGUUGUGGUGGUAUUCCAGGCAUGCAAGGGUUUCCAGGCCGUGACGGACGUGACGGCCGAGAAGGACUCGAAAGGUGACCCGGGAAGCCCGGGAAAGACUGGGCCUCGGGGACCUGCUGGUGUAAAUGGAAAAGAUGGAGCUAAAGGGGGAGCCUGGUGUACAGGGGUCCACCUGGUCCAAAAGGAGAGCGUGGACAAGGUUUAAUGCCCUUUAAGAACUGGAAAGAGUGCGCUUGGAAAGAUUUAAACGAUGACAAAGACAGCGGUUUAAUAAAGGUAAAGUUACAAGAACUCUUGGUCCCCAUUUAUCUUUUCUGCUUUUAUGUUAUUAUACCCAAGCGAUUUAACCAUUCUUUGUUUAUUUCCGUCAUAUUUAGGACUGUGUCUUCACCAAGAACUUUUCUGACACCGCUCUUCACGUUGCCUGGACUGGUGCGCUAAGAAUCUACAAGUGUACAGCCUGUUGCAAACGCUGGUACUUCAGUUUCAACGGCGCAGAGUGUUCAGCUCCCUUACCCAUUGACGGUAUUGUGUACAUGUGGCAAGGCAACACUCAAAACAUCCACCGCGUCCGCCAUAUUGAGGGGCAUUGUAACAACAUUCACAAAGGAACGGUGCGCGUGGGAUUUUGGGUUGGUAAUUGUCGAGAUGGAUCACCUGGUAACGCCUACACGGGCUGGCAAUCUGUUUCCAGGAUCUUCAUUGAAGAAGUUCCUAAGUCUCAGGCCUAA